UGUCGGUCUGCGGCGCUCGUCGGGCGCCGUGUGCUCGCGCUCCUGGUCCGUAGGGCGCGCACCCUCUUUCGCUCGGCGUGUGCAGCGCUUGUCGCACCUGGCCACUUCGCCGGUUCGCAUCUGGCUGCAGAUCGGAGGUGAAAUGUGCCCCCCUCGGCGGAGCACCAUGUGACGGUGUGCGUACGACGGAAGGACUGUUAAGGCGCUGCCUGUCAGUUGCGAGUCGCCGUUGUGGGAACAACUUGAGCAAAACAAAUAACAGUUCCGAAAGACUCCAGCUGGUCCUGACCGCGCGGACCUCAUCGUCGCAGUUUCUCGAACCAGUCGGUGACCGAGCGUUUCACGUGGAGGACAGCAAGUGCGAAAACUGCGCGUGACAUCUCGCUCAGCUGUUUCUUGCUGCCAAUUGGAGCGCGUCUACGGUAGGGACGCUGAAGGGGCUCGUUAUGUGAGGCACCAAAAACCCGGAGCCAACCUGCCACCACUCCGCCGCAAAUCUUCUUGUGAAGAUGACAGACUUCCCAAGCAAUUGAAGGCUACGGUCGACUCUAAAACAGCCGGGGGCGCGGCCGGCAUGCUGCAGCCGUGGCGCAAGCGGCGGCCUGGCGCCUGGAGUCCGUGCGCGGGCCGCCGGUUUCCUCCCCGGGCCGCGCACGCCGUCCUGGUGGCGGCGGCCGCCUGCUCGGCGUACGCCUCGUCGCUGGGCGUCGGGCUGGUGUUCGACGACCUCGCGGCGGUCAAGGCCAACCGGGACCUCAGGCAGAGCACGCCCAUCGCCAACCUUUUCUUCAACGACUUCUGGGGGACGCCGCUUCGGAAGGAACAAAGUCACAAAUCCUACCGUCCACUGACAGUGCUGACGUUCCGACUCAACUUCGCUGUCCACGGUCUCGAUCCGUUCGGCUACCACUUGGUGAACCUUCUCUUGCACGCCCUGGUGUGCCUCCUCUAUCACAGGAUGUGCCUGAUGCUCCUGCCGGGCUGGACGUCUCUGCUGGCGGCGCUGCUGUUCUCCGCCCAGCCAAUCCACACUGAAGCCGUGACCAGUAUAGUGGGGAGGGCGGAGCUGCUUUCUGCAGUAUUCUUCUUGGGUGCCUUACUUUUCUACAUUCGACACGGAGCUAGUACUGCGGUCUGCAAAGAACAGAGUAAUGGUCACUGGAGGCGUUGCCUAACUACGUUCGCUCUGGCAACGGCGGCGAUGCUUUGCAAGGAGCAAGGCAUCACAGUUCUUGCAGUCUGCUGCAUCUACGAGCUUGCUUCAUGUGCUAAUCCCUGGAGCUCGUCAUGGACAACUGCGUGGGGGGCGCUGAAAGAUAGCCUCUACCGAGUAUUCACGUUGGCGUCGUUGGCAACUGCAGCAGUUGUGGCGCGCAUUCACUUCAAUGGGCCCCACCUGCCUGCCUUCAACCGCUUCGACAACCCGGCAUCAGUUGCCCCGUCGCCGUCACGCCAGCUGACCUACAACUAUCUGACAGCGUUGAACGCCUGGCUCCUAGUCUUCCCUAGUGAUCUCUGCUGUGAUUGGACAAUGGGAACAGUGCCGCUAGUGACGUCGCUGGCGGACGUGCGGAACCUUGGAACGAUCGCCCUUUACCUUUUCUUAGCGAUGGCUACCAGGGCAGCGCUCCGAGCCGACGAGCAACACCGAAAGCCAUUGCUUAUGGGACUGUCCUUGGCUUGCAUACCGUACCUACCUGCGUCCAAUCUCCUGCAUCCUGUGGGCUUCGUUAUCGCUGAGCGGGUGCUCUACCUGCCAAGCCUAGGUUUCUGUCUCCUGGUGGCACAGGGUUUCAGCCUCCUCUGGCAGCAGCACAGGUUUCAUGGAGCUUGGCUUAAAGUGGGCGUCACCAUAUUGCUCCUUACCCACUUCACGAAAACGUUUCUUCGUAACUAUGACUGGUCGUCCGAACAAGCCUUGUACCAGUCUGCGCUUCGUGUGAAUCCAAGGAACGCAAAAAUGUUGAACAAUCUCGGACAAGUCUUGGAAGCGUCCGGAGCAUUCGAAGAAGCGCACUCUCACUUCACUCGGGCUAUCAGGGCUGAGCCUGAUGACAUUCGAGGCCACCUUAAUUUGGGCAGGCUUUUGACAACUAUGCGCCACUACGAAAAAGCUGAAGCCGCUUUCGUGAAGGCCUUGAGCCUCCUGCCAAAGCCCGAGUCCAGCCAAUCCCCUAGCCUUGUGCGGGUCACUUCGAGCCACCUUCAAGUGUACCUCGACUUUGCGUUCUUGAUAGCGCAAAAUAGCAGUCGGAUGGAUGAAGCCGACAAGCUGUAUCAGGAGGCAAUCAGCCUCCGCUCAGACUUCACUGAUGCGUACCUAAACAGAGGAGAUUUCUUGCUUCGCAUGAACAGGACAAAGGAAGCAGAGGCUAUGUACGAGAGGGCUUUAGAACUAGAUGAGAACAAUCCAGACUUGUACUACAACCUGGGCGUCAUCCUCAUGGACCAAGGCCGCAAUGAUGAAGCUAUGGCUCUGUUUAACCGCGCGCUGGAGCUUGAGCCUGACCACGAGCACGCCCUUCUCAACUCUGCCUUGUUGCUUCAGGAAGCAGGAUCUGCAAGUCAGAAGAAAGUGGCCAAUGAAAGGUUGGAGAAAGUUGUCCACAGUGGAAAGAGAGACGAACGGGCCUACUUCCAUCUGGCCAUGCUGGCGCUUGACAAAAAAGAUCCAGUCGCCGCUGAGAACUGGCUGCGCAAGGCUGUACUGGUGCAACCUAAGCUGCGAAGCGCUCUCUUCAACUUGGCGUUGCUCUUGUCGGAGCAGCAACGACCUAUGGAAGCCAUGAGGUUCCUGAAAGAUCUCCUAAAGUACCACCCGAACCACAUCAAGGGCUUAGUACUGCUCGGAGACAUCAACGUCAAUCACCUCAAGGAUUUGGAGGCAGCCGAAGAGUGCUACCGCAGGAUCCUGGCCCUGGACCCGGGCAACGUACAAGGCUCGCACAACCUGUGCGUCGUGUACGUGGAGCGCGGGGAGCUAAGCCGAGCCGAGCGCUGCUUCAAGCACGCCACCACGCUGGACCCGAACGCCACGUACAUCCGCAAGCACCUGCAGGUCACGCAGACGCUGCUCAGGAACCGCUCGGUGGACGCGGAGCGCCGCUCAGGCGCCGCCCUCGCCGCGCCUCAACCGCCCGUCCUGCAGCCGUUCGCCUCCGCCGCCGCCGCAUCGGCCGCCAACGCGCAGUGACUCUGGACGGCCAGCAGCGGCAACUUUCGUGGCGAGAGCCGUGCGCCGUAGAAGGCGCUCCGGGAGCAGGCGCACGGCUCCGCAGAAGAGCGCGACCAGCGUUCGAGACUGUUGGUCAGCCAACGCGGUUGAAGGGUCCACCGCCACGCACCGUCGUGGGUGAUCGCCCAGUGGCGACAGCUGCGAGUGCUCGCGAAUCGUUUCCGAUGGUGUUAGCAGGGGGCAUCUGCCAGCGUUCCUGGUGGCCUCUGCGCGCUGUUGGCUUUGCGCAAAGACGUUCCGCUAUGCUAUGACGCUUGUGCGACGACCUCCAAAUGUAGAAGACAAAGUGGAGGGAGGAAAGUCAUUUUAGUGGUUGUACAAAAGCCACUCUAGCUGCAUUUUUUUUUCUUUCGCUCCGAGAAUGUAAUUGUGCACCUCGCUGCACGGUGAUACUUACAGCGGCACAUUCCUCAGGUUACAGACCGUACAGUUGAACGAGUGGCGUAUUCAUCGCUUGUCAGUAGGAGCAUGUGGUUCACCAUGCCUAUUGAAAGUAUGUGUUGUGAAGGCUGAACUAUGAACGGAUGUGUCAAAGGUAGGCUGUUGUCCGACUUCGGCUGAGGGAGAGAGUACAUGAACACUGUCAGCCUUCGUUAUAGAAUCGAAUAUUUUCGUCCAGACAAUAUGUAAAAACAAGUUCCUAAAUCCUUUGGUAAACCGGCUGCACAAUUAGCGCGUAUUAAACAGUACGAAGGACCUUACUUUUUCUUUCAUAUUUAUGCCAAGUUAUUAAUGUGUUAUAUAAUCCUCUUGACACAAAAAUAUUUUUUGUAGUUGAGAUAAAUUUCCUUUUUUGUGUUAACUUGCAGUAACGAAGGAAAAGUGCCACACCAGCUUCGUAUAAUAAAUAUGAGACAUCGGCAAUUUGGGCCAUGAAUAGCUUGUUUAUGGCUCACUGAGAAUAUUGGCAUUGCUUGCAAUAUCUACAAGAAAGCACCGAUAGCUUGCAUCGUUUUGCUCGUGACCUUGUUGAAAAACAGUGAAAUUGUUACAUUUGCCUUCACUAAAGUAUAGCGUCAAGUUCGCUAUUGUACAGCAUAAUACCCUGCGUUAAUGUAAAGGAAUUUCGUAGGUUAUUCUCAGCGUGAGUGGUGCUGAUACACAUAAUUCGAUCUUCUGUCUUGAUUCACGGAAAUAGCAAGAAAGCGAUCUCGUUUCUCUAAAUACAUUUGCUUUUAAUUUUAGAAGGAACAAUAAUAAUCUUCAUUCACACAGCUGCACAAUACCAUCGUGACUGAUUCACACAGUCUAUGGGGUCGCUACUUAAGUCUCAACACUGCAUGCUUAAAUAACUAAAAUAUCCUAUUUAUUCAUACAAAGUGCCAAAUUAGAUGUACGUAAAGAAAGAAUGAAUAGUCUUCUUUUUUUUCUUAGCACACUGGUAUGGCUCUUCGACGCUUAUUCACAGAACUAUGUUUAAUGCCUGCUGCACUUGUAUAUUAAUCAUUACCGCCCUAAGUUCUUAACGGCUGAAUGGUAACGAAGACUCCUGUUUGUCUGCUCUUAUUGUUUCCCAUUCAAUUAAGCAUCAUAGCAUUUUAUUCGAUAUUCGUGCUUUUUAUAGCUACUAGUUCACCUCCGGUAGUCGCGGUAGUUCUGAUUUUUUUUUAUCUACUCGUUACCACCGUCUUUAACUGGAUGAUUUUGAUAAGCACGCUGCAUAAGCAAACGAGUCAUUAACUAAUUUUCGUAUGUUAACAUUAAAUAGCACAGUAGAUUACUACGGAAACGAACAAAAUAGUCGAAAUUCGGGCUGUAAAUAGAUGGGGUUCAAGGAAAAGAACGUGAUCAAGAAAUUGCGGUGAAUGAAUGUCACAGAGUGUAUAUUUGCACAUUUUAUUGCUGACCAGUGCUUGUGUUCGCAGCCGCUAACGAGACAAGUGAUCUAUAUUUCGGCAAGUUAAAGUGAAACAUAAAAAGUGCACACACACACAUAUAUAU
Dermacentor albipictus is the source of this 5176-nucleotide messenger RNA. Its product is annotated as protein O-mannosyl-transferase Tmtc3-like. Gene Ontology annotation, biological process: protein O-linked glycosylation via mannose. Gene Ontology annotation, cellular component: endoplasmic reticulum. NCBI's taxonomy places the organism in Eukaryota, Metazoa, Arthropoda, Arachnida, Ixodida, Ixodidae. Gene Ontology annotation, molecular function: mannosyltransferase activity; protein binding. The record is from RefSeq and is a predicted model, not a curated record.